Messenger RNA from Tachysurus fulvidraco (yellow catfish), 5288 nucleotides. Its product is annotated as SH3 domain and tetratricopeptide repeat-containing protein 1. The coding region runs from base 491 to 4477 and encodes 1328 amino acids. The record is from RefSeq and is a predicted model, not a curated record. The transcript has 19 exons. Gene Ontology annotation, molecular function: protein binding. NCBI's taxonomy places the organism in Eukaryota, Metazoa, Chordata, Actinopteri, Siluriformes, Bagridae.
GUAGUGCGCCACUUGGUCGUCAUUGAUUAUUUGCAUUGGCGCUUUGUGCCUUUAAAUCCCUGUUUGUUCACUUAGUGAUUAUUAACUAAGCAACAAAAGACACCAAGGUCACUUCUGUUUAAAACGGACAUUUACUCUACAAAUACAAGAAACUUUCACCUCGUGGACGGAUUUAUUUAAAGCAAGUUGCAAUUUACUGGGAGAACUUUUUCUAACUCAUGAUCACACACCUUUGUUUGUUUCAGUAAGUGUAAAGUAUCAGUAAGUGUAAAAUAUCCUUGAGUUUUGAGCUGCGUUUUAUCCAAGGAUCCUGGAGUAUUGCGCAUGACAUGGGCUCCUUCCCAUACAGCACGCUAACAUACUAAAUAUACUAGUAGGUUGUAGCCUCCACAUGCAUUACCAAAGCACUUCAUACUAUUUAGCAAGGUAGGUACUAGGUAGGAUGAUGGUUUGGACGUAGCCACUGUCACAUGGCACUCAUGGAUCUUUGAUGAAGACUACUUUGAUGUUGACUAUGGAUCAGCAGAACAUGGCGAGUUUAAGGGUGAACUCGGGAUGCCAAACAUUUGGACCAUACCGACAUGAAUUGUCUGUGGAGCACAACAGCAAUGAUCUGGAUAAUAAAGACAUGUUUAAAAGCCUUGACAUAGAAAAUAAGCCCUUAAGAACAUCAGGGAGUGUAAAGGGGACCCCAGCAGUUUCUGAAGACAAAAUCCCUACAGUGUUGGGGCUUCAGCUGGCAAUAGCACAAGGUCCGGACCGGCUUCCUGCUGACAAGAACACACAGGAAGUUCUGUGCGGGAAACUGCGUGUGCUGGAGGCUGACCUCUGCAAUAUUACAUCCUUGCUCUCGGAAUUCUCUGCUCAUCUGGUGUCCAUCAACAGUGAGGAAAGAACCAUAUUCAUCACUUUUAAAUCAUUUGAAGAAAUAUGGAAGUUCACCACAUACCACAGAAUGGGUUUCCUACGUCAGUGUUUGGGGAAUGUUCUUUUGAACCAAGAAUUCUGGCUUAAUGCUUUAGACCAGGAAGGCUCAGGAAUUGAGGUGUCAUUUAAUGAGGAGGCUCUUAAUCAGAUGUACUUAGGCUUUCUGAUGCAAGAAGGCUCAUUUUUUGGGAGUUGCACAGUGAAUCAGAUGUUUGACAGCUCCACAUCAGGCAGUGAUCUUUAUCUUGAGAAAGGUGAUAUUGCUCUGUUUGAGCCUCCGUUCCUAGGCUCGGGCUGGACUGUGCUAUCUCUGGCAGACGGAUCAAGAGGGACUAAAGCUCGGCCAGCACUGGAACCUGUCAUCCCAUUUCAUGAGUGGUUUCUGAAGUCCUGUCCUGAAUGGGUUUUGGUAGGCAGUGGAAAAACAUGCUCAAAUGUCCCAUUUCAAAUUGAUGUAGGUAUCUGUGAGGCUACAGAGGUGUAUGAUGGUAAUGGCCCCGAUGAGCUGAGUUUUGAGGCUGGUGAUCGCAUUAUCAUCAAAGGCCUACUAGUAAACUGUUUUGAGUGGUUCAUGGGCAAGCUGGAGAGGACUGGUGAUGUAGGACUUGUGAAAACAAGCCUUGUAAAAGCAACGGAUUCUCUUUCUGAAUCUGAUGAAAUCUUUAUGAAAGAAGAAAACAAGAACAUUUUCAAACUGGAACAAGAGACGAUUAAAAAAGAAACUAUUGCUUUUUUAAAGAAAACUUGCCAAAGCAAUCUUACUACAGUCUACAAACUUGAUUCAGCAAAUGCAAGGUCAAUUGAAGAUGGACCCAGCAACGGUGAAUAUGCAGACAUAAAAAUAAAUAUCACCAGUAUUUUGGGUGAAAUAAGGGAACAUCUUCAAAAUGAGCAGACACAAGACAGUGAGAGGCUCCAAACAGAUGAGCAGAUUGGAUCCACAGCGUCACCCAACGAAAUCCGUUAUUUUACUGUUUGUUCAGAACAGGAUGGUGCCGGUCCAGAUGGAUACUAUUCCCUUCUGUCCUUUUUAAGCAGCAGGGAUCAUCAGCCUGAGUUUCAGCUUCUCUAUGCUGCCUACCCAGAAUUCCUCCAGUUGCAUUUCCAGGGCCAUAGUGAUGAGGAGGAGCUGGUAGCAUAUUUAGGUGUGGCUCGGGAAAUAGCCAGAAAAAAACGGAUGUCAUGGGCACAGAGCAGAAUCUGUUUUCUCUUGGGACAGUUGUGUGCAGGAAGGUCAAAGUUCUCCCAGGCUCGUGUCUAUUAUGAGGAAGCAUUAAGCAUACCCAGAGACUAUUUCACAGACAUCUACCUUCUCUCUGCUAUCUACUCUAACCUGGCCCUCAUUUAUCUAACACAAAAAAAUGCAGAGAAGUAUCUUGCUCUAUCUGAACGCUUUGCUGCUUUAUUACUGGCAGACUGUAACUAUUUAUCUGGCACAGAAGACCCUGAGGUGUUGACGUAUGCACUGAAAAAGGCAGUUCUGUCCCAGAACAAAUCUGCAGAAGCCCGCGUCUGUUUCCUGCUGUCCAAAUUUUACCUGAAGCUUGAAGAAGGGAUGAAUGCAGUGCCUUUCAUUGAGCGGCUACAGAUUUUGGCAGAUGAGAUGCCUGGAACUUGUGACAAGAUGCAAAGUCAUGGUUUUUUACUUUUAGCAAGGCUUUAUAGUGACUACGGUCUUCUUCACCUAGCUGAGAGCUCAGCACAGCAAGCAUGUCAACAGGUGUCUUCAUCAGUCACUGAUUGUUUCUGCAGCAUCUCUUUGCUGUUAGAGAAUGCUCGAGAACUGUAUGGUGUAGACAUCCCAGCACAAGUUGUUCCAUGUUUGACUCGAGCUGCUGCUUUAGAAUCUUUUGACAUGGAGCCCAGUCUUUCACAUGCCUAUGCCCUGUGCCUGUCUUGGCUCUUCCACAAACAUGGCAUGCCUAAAAGGGCAGUUCAGUACAUGUGUGACUUCCUCAAUCAUUCCUCUGCUACCGUGCUCAGCCACUCUGAUGCCAGCGCUGCACUUAUCUGGCUGGCGUGGUUGUAUAUCUGUAACCUCCAACCCCACAGUGCUCUGGAUGUCCUGGACUCAGUCCUGUCCUCCCUCCCCGAGCACUGUACAACCCGGCUGGAGGGUGUCAUUUAUAAUAUGCGUGGCAUCACGUUGAGACAUGCCGGUGAUGUCAAACAAGCUGCAGAGAACUUCCGUGCUGCAAUCGAUGUCUGUGAGGAGUUUGAAGACAGAUGCAACUGGGCCAUAGCACUUGCAAACUUGGGCUUCUUGAAUUUACAGGCCAAUGUGAAACGGGUAGCAGAAGAACAGCUCACGCAGGCAAUAGAGCUGUUCUGUGAGCUAGAGGAUGAAGAUCAUGAGCUGAACUUUGUUGUUGUGCUUCUAGCGCUUGGAAAGUUUUAUGUUUCGCAGGGUUUUUGUGAGAAAGGAAAGGUCUACUAUGAGUGGGCCCUGCUGACUUCCAUCUUUUAUGAUAACUCAGAGAGCCAGCUGCAAGCUACCCGCCACCUUUGCAUGCUGUACAGCGAAGCAUGUCCUGAUGAAGCUCAGUGCAUCAUUUACAAUGAACACCAGCUGAACCUGCUUCAGCAGACAGGAGACAGAACCCUGGAGGCAGAGAUAUUGGAAAAGAUCAGUCUGCUGUACCUCAGCCUGGGUACAGAGAAGGCAAAUAGAUGUGCUCUGGACUACACCAAAAGAAGCAUAGGGAUCUACAUCGACAUGGGGACAAAGAGGAAAGAGGCUCACGGAUGGCUUCAGGCAGGAAAAAUCUACCACAUCCUCAAACAGACUGAGCUGGUGGAUCUCUAUGUGCAGGUAGCGCAGGACAUUGCUUUAAGUACAGGAGACACACUAUUCAUUGUGGAGCUGCUGGAGGUGGCGGGGGACAUGUUCUAUAACAGCACACAGGAUAGAGAGAAAGCUGUCUGCUUCUACAGAGAUCGAGCUCUCCCGAUAGCAGUGAAGACAAGCAGUGUGCGUUGUCAGCUCAGGUUGUGUAAUAAGCUAGCAGAGUUGCUGCUCCAUUUGGGACAGUAUCAAGAAGCUCUGGAGUAUGCACAGUCUGCAUUAGAGAUCAGUGUCAAUCUGGCUGACCAUUUGAACGUGCGUGUGGCGUUCCAUCGGCUGGCUACGCUCUACCACUGCCUGAGUCAGUUUGAGCUGGCUGAGCACCACUUCCUCAAGGCGCUCUCACUCUGUCCCUCACCCAUGCAGUUUGAUGAGGAAGCUCUGUACUAUGUCAAAGUCUAUCAAACUCUAGGUGACAUUAUCUUCCAUGAUCUAAAGGACCCAUUUGAUGCAGCAGGUUAUUACCAUCUUGCCCUGGCAGCUGCCAUGGACCUUGGCAAUAAAAAGUCUCAGCUUGAGCUGUGCACUCGCCUGGCCACUAUCUACCACAACUUCCUCAUGGAUCGUGAGCUUUCCCUGCACUUCUACCAACGGGCCCGUGCCUUCGCUGCUGAUCUCAAUAUCCGCCGCAUCAACCUAUCACCAGACCAGUGUUUUCGCACCACAUCCCAAUACAGGAUCACCGCCUUGCAGGAGACGAGCUAGAAAAAUCAAACUGUACUGAGAAAACAGAAACCUAAACUGAACUGAAGCACAACACUGUAAUGUUUACAGUCUUCUGACCAGAUGUUUUGUGUAGUGGUUCAUUUACUUUUAUGUGUGUUGACUGGCUCACUAAUAUUUGAAGUCAGAAAUUCUAACUGAUUCAACAUUUCCUUAUAUCACUCCAGGAGUCAAUUUUAAAAGUGACAACUAAAUGAUAAAAUUGAAGCACAUGACUGAAAAAAAUCAAUCCACAUUAAAUUGAAUAAUAAUAAUAAUAAUAAUAAUAAUAAUAAUAAUAAUAAUAAUAAAUACAGCAUCUUUGUUUAUGUACAUGUUCAAGCCUUUAAUGAGCCAUUAUUUCAUUUGGCAAGCUAAAGUCACUACAUUUUUAUAUUGCUAAAAUGUGAUUUUGUGUGUGUGUGUGUGUGUGUGUGUGUGUGUGUGUGUGUGUGUGUGUGUGUGGUGUGUGUGUUGCCCUUCAGUGAAUCCAGGGUGUAUUCCUGCCUCAUGUCCAGUAUUCCUGGGUUGGGAUCCAGACUCAACUGAACCCUGACCAUGACAGAUUGAUUACUGAAAAAUACCACAUCCUCAAACAGAGGGAAAGAAAGAAUAAACCAAUGAAUAUUAAUAGAAACUAGACAAUUAAGGGCAAUGCUUUAAAUGUGUCUGGAAUGAGCUCUUCAGAUGGACCAUAAACCGUUCUUCACAACAGAGGCAGCCAUGUGAGAACACCACAAGACCUCAUCACGUUCUUAUAAAAAACACAUACAUUCUUUUUUAGUCCAAGACUGGAAGGAGGUAACAGUGCUAU